Molecule: messenger RNA, 2529 nt
Organism: Hippocampus zosterae (dwarf seahorse)
Lineage: Eukaryota; Metazoa; Chordata; Actinopteri; Syngnathiformes; Syngnathidae
Gene: lsm14ab
Product: LSM14A mRNA processing body assembly factor b
Exons: 10
Coding region: 222-1559 (445 amino acids)
Biological process (GO): cytoplasmic stress granule assembly; P-body assembly
Cellular component (GO): P-body
Molecular function (GO): mRNA binding
Source: RefSeq, a predicted model, not a curated record
CCUCCCACAAUCCUUUGCGGUGGUUGAAAAUAACCAACACGGCCAUGUCAUGUCGUAGAAAUCAAUUUGGGCACGGACGACAGAAACUCACUUCUUAAAUUAAUUUUACCGGUUAAAUUGUCUUGAAGUCGUAGUCGUGAUCGUUGUUAUUUUGACGCCUCUGUUAAGAGAGGAACAUUUAACACCCAAACACGUGCGUUCGCGAUUGAAAAGGGGUCAAAAUGAGCGGAGGAGGAACGCCGUAUAUCGGUAGCAAAAUUAGCCUCAUCUCCAAGGCCGAGAUUCGCUAUGAAGGAAUUUUGUACACCAUAGACACUGAAAACUCCACCGUAGCGCUCGCCAAAGUUCGCUCUUUUGGAACUGAGGAUAGGCCCACCGAAAGGCCCAUCCCGCCCCGGGAUGAGGUGUUUGAGUACAUCAUCUUCAGGGGCAGCGACAUUAAGGACUUGACCGUAUGCGAGCCUCCUAAAGCUACCAGCAGCCUGCCUCAAGACCCUGCCAUCGUUCAGUCAUCCCUUGGAUCGAGCAGCAGCUCAGUGGGCCCGUCGGCGCCGUUCCAGUCUGCUGGAACCUAUGCUCCCUUCAGGGCUCCGGUGCAAACCUAUGGACAGUUCGGUGGCGCGGCCAUGGGCGCUCCGCAGUUUGGCGCGCCCGGGGGACGUAGUAGUCCUCAGCUGGACUCACUUGCAAAGAGCUCCGCCCUGGACCAGGCCACGCAGGCCCCCUCGGCUGCCACAGCGCCGCCGGUCGGGCAAAGGACUCAGGCGGCGCCUCGACCCACCGGGACCUCUGUUGGCCACCAGAAGCCCCCGGACCUCCUGGAGCAGCGAAAAGCCCCCGACGUGCCAAAAGUUGCCCACGGGGAUCACGAGCAUACCGCCGUUGAAAACCGGGACCCCAACAGGCGUCAAGGAGGUCAGUGCUACCUGUCGGGAGGCGGCCAGCCGGUGCGUCGUGGGCGCGGGCGGAGCAGCCGCAGCCGAGGCAAAGUGAACGUGCGCCGGGAUGGGAUGAUGAAGUUCGAGGAGGACUUUGACUUUGAGACGGCCAACGCUCAGUUCCACAAGGACGACAUCGACAAGGAACUGCAAAGCAAGCUCAAGCUCAGAGAUGACAAGGUGGAAAAGACGCAGAAUGGCGAAGAGGCCGACCCCGAACAUCCAGGUGCGGAGGCACCAGUCGAGGAAGAGGAGGCAGCGAUACCGCCCUGUUAUUACGACAAGACCAAGUCCUUCUUUGACAACCUGUCCUGCAACGACUCCAAUAAAUCGCAUGAUGGAGGAUUCUCAAGGCAACGGAGGUCGACCUGGGCAGAAGAGCGGCGGAUGAACGCCGAGACAUUCGGCAUCCCGCUGAGGCACCAUCGCGGCCGAGGGGGGUACCGCGGCAGCAGAGGCUACAUGGCGCCCCGCGGGGGCCGGGGAAGGCCGUCUGGCCGAGGCUCUUUUGGCCCGCCUCGAGGGGCGCCGCCCGGCUUCCGAGGCGGCUUCAGGGGUGGAAGAGGAGGCCGCGAGUUCUCCGACUUUGAAUAUGCGAAAGACAACAAGGUGGCGGCGUAGUCCUGCCCCACUCGCACGAUGACCAAUCGUGGCUCUUUCAACACAUGUUCUUGGGUCCCGACAUUUGCUAGGAAGGAAGAAGACGCAGCAGCGUGUCACCUCCAUUUUCUUUUUCUUCUUCCAUUUUGAGUUACAAGUGGUGUAAAUAAGUGGAGUCGGUCAGUACGCCGACUGUGCUUAGAUAGCUUUAUUCUUCCAUUUCAUUUUGUCUUACUUCAAUUUUGGACGCGACAUGUCGAAACAGCCUGAAGGAAACCAAAUUUUGAGCACAUCCAGCAUGAUGAAGUGCUUGGAGAGAAGUCCACUUUAAACUUUUUUUUUUCUUCUUCUUCUUCUGAGCGCGCUUUCAGUAGUUAGCCAUCGGCCAAAAAAAGUUUGCAUUUAUCUCCUCAGUCAGACCCUUACUUUCACCCAGAAUGACUUCUCCAAUAUUUUUCUGUGAAGCUUUUUGUUUAGUUUUCUCUAAAACAAAAAGGGACAGCAACUGGAUAUGUGACAUGAAUGAUUAAAAUUUUCAUUAUUUUGGCUCCACUUCGUAUUUAGGGCGUGCCUUCUAGGUGGGAGGAGUGGUUGAUCCGGGAUUUUUCUACAGCUCUCCCUUUAAUGUUGAUGCUUUCUGGCAGAUGUGUUGAUUAAAAAAGCAGUAGGAGGUGGUGAACUUGUUACAAAUUAAAUAAUAAAUGGAAAUUAAAUAAUGAAUAGCAAAUGCAUAGUAAUGUAUAUGUAUAAGUUAUUGUUGCACACGUGAGCCCGACACUGCAUGAUGACCGAUCCGUCGAUUUUAAACCAGCCCGAGACGGAUGGGAGAAUUAUCCAUAGAGAGCCAUUUGCAACUGUUUAGUUUUCGUAAAUUUGUUACUUCUUCCGAGCUUCUGGAACUUUUGGGAAAACCAAGGAAUUUUUGUUUUUCCUCCUUGAGAGCAUCAUAAAAAUUUUUACAGUUAAAAACAAAAUAAAGAGUUCAAAAGUG